UAAAUUAUGUCUGCCUUAAAACAAAUCUCUGAACAGUUAUACUAUCCACGUUUCGUUCACCACAUAGAUGAAUAUGAAUUUGUAUAGUUUUCUUUUUGGACCAUGUGCAGAGUGGGAGAAUUGAACUUCACUUCUGACUGACUUUAAUGUUUUGAUAAUUUUAUAUUAUGUCAGUUAGCUAUGUUCAUUUUGGUUAUAGUUUAGGUCGGUUUAACAGUGAUUUUGUUAUUAAUUUAAAAAUGGAGAAACAAACUCUACUUUUAUUUGCAGAAAUAAUUUAUUUAUGAAACUGGAGGAGUUUAGUCAUAGAAGCUCCAAAAGUGUAAGACAUGAAGUCGCUUACCCGUUUUUUAAAAAGUGAUAUUUAAAUUUAGCUAUUAGUAUUGUCCUCAUGAUUCAAACUCAUCUAUUUACCCGUUUUGCUAUUUUGAUAAUGUUUUGAAACCAAACAAAAGUAUCGCCCAAUAAAAUACAUACCACAUUCGUUUUCUUACUUAUUCACACAAAAAACCAAACUCAAAACUUGUAUCAAAUAGAAUAUAACCACAAAAUCCUGAUCCCGUCAUUACCAAAUUGCCGAUGGAUGUUAAGUUUUUUUUUUUUUUUUUUUUUUUUUUUUUUUUUUUUUUUUUUUAUCUUCCACGUUAAUAGAGAAACCCAAUCGUUGAAUUCCCUGUUCCUUCUCCGUCCACGCCAACACUCCCAUGGCUUCCACUCCUCACUUUCUUCUCUUCCCUUUCUUGGCACAAGGCCACAUAAUCCCCACGCUCGACCUCGCCAAGCUUCUCGCUCGCCGUGGUGCUAUUGUCACCAUCCUCACCACCCCCCACAACGCCACUCGCAACCACUCUGUUUUAGCUCGCGCCAUUGACUCUGGCUUGCAAAUCCAUGUCGUUCAAAUCCCAUUCCCUUGUAACAAAGCCGGUCUACCUGAAGGCUGCGAGAAUAUGGACUUGCUACCAUCAUUUCGUUCCGUCCCCACCUUCUUCAGAUCCACAUUUCUUCUUUACGAUUCAUCCGAUGAACUGUUGCAGCAACUCUGCCCUCCACCUACCGCCAUAAUCUCCGAUAUCUGCCUCCCUUGGACCUUAACCCUUGCUCAGAAAUACAACAUUCCCAGGCUCGUUUUCUACAACUUGAGUUGCUUAUAUUUUCUUUGUUUGAAGGACUUAGAAAUGAAGGGGCCUCUUAUUCAAUCUAUCUCUGAUUCUGAUACCGUAACUUUAGUCGAUGGAUUCAAAUUUCGCAAGGCGCAGCUACCGAAAUCCGUUAACGAAGAUAUGAUUGCUUUUAUUGAGGAAAUAAACAAAGCCGAUAGGAUGUCACACGGCGUUAUUUUUAAUUCAUUUGAGGAGCUGGAGCCUAAGAAUCUUGCGGAGUAUAAGAAGAUAGGAGAAUUACCGGACAGAGUGUGGUGUGUUGGCCCUGUUUGGCUUUGUAACGACGACAAACUCGACAGAGCUUACAGAGGAGACAGAGCUUCAAUCGACGAAAACGAAUGUUCCAAAUGGCUGGACGAGCAGGGCCCAUGUUCGGUGGUUUACGUAGCGUUGGGAAGUCUGUGCAAUUUGGUGACGGGGCAACUGAUAGAGCUUGGAUUGGGAUUGGAGGCAUCAAACAAGCCAUUCAUUUGGGUCAUACGAAAAGGAAAUUUAACAGAAGAGCUAUUGAAAUGGGUUGAAGAGUACGAUUUUGAAGGGAAGAUCAAAGGAAGAGGCGUUUUGAUUCGUGGGUGGGCACCUCAAGUUUUGAUACUUUCACACCCUUCAAUUGGGUGUUUUUUGACGCACUGCGGUUGGAAUUCGAGCAUGGAAGGGAUAACGGUGGGGGUUCCGAUGAUAACUUGGCCGCUUUUUGCAGAUCAAGUAUUCAACCAGACGUUGAUUGUGGAGAUACUGAGAAUCGGCGUAAGUUUGGGGGUGGAAGAGGGUGUACCUUGGGGAGAGGAAGAGGAGAAAGGGAUUGUGGUGAGGAAAGAAAAGGUAAAAGAAGCCAUUGAAAUGGUAAUGGAAGGAGAAAACAGAGAAGAGCUGAAGAAGAGAUGCAGAGAGCUGGGGGAGAAGGCGAAAAUGGCGGUUGAAGAAGGAGGCUCCUCUCAUCGGAACCUCACUCUUCUAAUUCAAGAUGCUCAAAAAAACUUUGAACUAUAAACUAAUUGUAAUUCAAUUAUCUUCUGUUUUCGAUUAAUAUAUGUUUUUCAUGUGAAUAAGAAUACGUAAUUCAACAAAUUCGAAUUCCCAAGUGUUAGAUUGAAA
This is a messenger RNA of Cucumis sativus (cucumber), 2255 nucleotides long. Its product is annotated as UDP-glycosyltransferase 73C3. Bases 705 to 2150 code for a protein of 481 amino acids. Gene Ontology annotation, molecular function: UDP-glycosyltransferase activity. NCBI's taxonomy places the organism in Eukaryota, Viridiplantae, Streptophyta, Magnoliopsida, Cucurbitales, Cucurbitaceae. The record is from RefSeq and is a predicted model, not a curated record. The transcript has a single exon.